Molecule: messenger RNA, 513 nt
Organism: Epinephelus lanceolatus (giant grouper)
Lineage: Eukaryota; Metazoa; Chordata; Actinopteri; Perciformes; Serranidae
Source: RefSeq, a predicted model, not a curated record
AUGGGGGAGAGAGUUCCAGAGGCGGGCGGCAGAACGACUGAUGGUAGUCAAGCAGGCAGAUGUUCCCUUCACAUCACAUUGGGACUUUGUGGGGUGGUGGGGAAGGCCUAUUCCCCCACCUUGAUCAGGCCCGACACCCCACAGAUCCCCCCGACACUAUCCAUGGAAAAACAAGGAGCCAUGAGUACACCAGGCAAAGUCAGCGGGCUCAAACCCCCGAGCAAAAUAGUCCGACCGUCUGGGUAUGCAAUGGAGAUGGAGGCAAAGUUGGACCAGCUGCGUUCACUGGUGGAGGCAGCAGAUCGAGAGAAAGUGGAGCUGCUCAACCAGCUGGAGGAGGAGAAGAGAAAAGUGGAAGAUCUGCAGUUCAGUGUGGAGGAGGCCUGCAUCACCAGAGGAGACCUGGAGACGCAGACCAGACUGGAGCAUGCCCACAUAAAGGAGCUUGAGCAGAGCCUGCUCUUUGAAAAGACCAAAGCUGAAAAACUCCAGAGGGAUUUAGAGGACACUAGG